This is a messenger RNA of Cimex lectularius (bed bug), 499 nucleotides long. RefSeq names its product glycine-rich protein 3-like. The record is from RefSeq and is a predicted model, not a curated record. Lineage: Eukaryota; Metazoa; Arthropoda; Insecta; Hemiptera; Cimicidae. The transcript is spliced from 3 exons. The coding region runs from base 100 to 483 and encodes 127 amino acids.
GAUUCACGGUCCAAGACCGGUCAUGAUAGGGAAAGACCGGAAGGCAAUAUGUUAUAAAUCCUAUGAAAAUUCGCUUCCUUCGCCAGUAUCAUCCCGGCAAUGAAUUACGAGAUUGCGCUAAUCCUUUGCUUUGUGUCGUCCGUCUUCUGCGUUUUUUCCAAAGAGCAAACCCAGGACUUGGACGCGCAAGAGACUUUAGGAUGGAUGCUGCUGCCGCACGGACCGUUUGCUCAGCACAGAAUCAAAAAGAAUCUGCAGUCACUUUCUUUGCUCGGCUACAGCCUUGGGCAUUACGGUUUCCGACCCUUAGGCUUGGGCCACUUCGGACCUUGGCACUACGGUGUGGGAGGUAAUUUUGGCAUGGAAUACGACGGAUACGGACAUUUCGGAGGAUACGGCUCUAUUGGACAAGGUUACAGAUAUUUGCCCAAAUUCGGCCACCCGUACGGCUAUUAUGGAGGAGAUUACGGCUACAAAUACUAGUAUUAUUGUUGAAAAA